UUUUUUUUUUUCCUCUUAUCUUUAUAUCUAUCAUGGCACGUACCGUACAAAAUUUCAUCAGAAAUAAAAAACUACAAAAACAACAAAAAUUACUGCAACAAGAGCAAGAUGCUGAUACAGACGAUGAACAACCAGCGAACAAGCGACAGAAAAAAGCUAUUUCUAAACAGACUACCAAACGACGCCAGUCUAAGGACGAAAAGAAAGAAAAGCAAACUGCCAACCAAGGUCGACAAGAAGCUCUUCAACUAGAAAACCCAAAUCGCAAACCGUGUCCCACAUGUAUCGCUGCUGGGCGUCAUGAAUUGGCAAAAACUCAUUCACGCUCCUCAAGUAAUUUAUGUCCCGAUCAGAAAAAACGACAAAAGGUCAAGAACCAAGAACUUUCUGGUGCUCCUCUCCGAACUCACACGAUCAAACAUGGUCUGUAUGGUUUACUCCUAGAUAUGACCGAUGACGAAAAGACUCAGUUUGUUCAAGGUGUGGAAACUGUUGUGGACUUCAAUCGCCAACUUGUGAUCAAGGGUCAUCUCUUUUUAUUAUAUUUCUUCACAUAUCGUCUUGAUGCCGGGUUACCUUUGCUCUCAUGUUUCUUUCAACAAGCUUUCUUCUAUGGUAUCUUCCAGUUACUACUAGGUGGCAAAUUCACCAAUCAGUCGACUUUCGAUGCUGCAACACGUGAUAAUAUCAAUUUUGUGUUUCGUCGAUUUAUCCAGCAAUUUCCUCUGGCACGAUGUGAAAAGGUGUCCUCCCCUAUUGGUCGAUCUCCAAUUGCUUUCAGUGGUGUUCUAUCCUCAACAGCACAAACCUAUUCAACUCAUCUCCUUUCUCAUGUUGUCGAAAAUUUUGAUGGAUUCUAUAUAGCAUAUUUACAAGGCCGCCUUCGACGCAUGAUUCCUGAACUGGCACAAAAUCAUGCUAUGCAGUUUGCUCACUUUGUUUACCAAUCCACCGUCAAUGAUGACAAGUUCCCUCCAGUUUGGCCAGAAAUUGAAUACGAUCCAGCUAUUGACGACAAGCUCAAUGAAUCACUGUUGACCAUCAUGGAUGAAGCAAGUACCGAAUGGAACAAUAUACAUGAAUUGAUUACUACGGAAGAAGCUCGACGUCGAAGUGUACAAGCAUCUCGUGGCUCGUCUAUAGCUAGCUCAUCGACAGACCCACUCCCGGAGUCAAUGGACAUCCCGUCUCCAGCCUCAAGUGUAGGAAGUAUAGGUAUGACACAACUGGACCUUGAAACACCAAAUCCUGUACAUUCAGCGAAAUCUAUUACGACUGCAACAAUCUCUUCCUACCCAGAAUUUUUCUUACCUGUCAUGUUUGAUAUCUUACGCAAGAUGGAACAAUGGAAUCAAAUAGACUCUGAACUACCGGCCAUACCUCAGAAUGAAGCAAAACAAACGUGGACAUAUCAUCUUUUAUCUGGAUUGCCUGAAUGGACACGAUUAGACCAUCGCCGCCGCUCAUCGUUGACUCGCGCUAUUACAAAUAUUAUCAAUGAAGGUGUACGAUUUAUUCCAGAGAAAUUACCUGCUGGCUUCAGCGCUGAAUCUAUUAUGCAUAUACAAAACGCCAUUACUACAGCACAAACAGAGAUUCGCGAAGGAAGAUUUGCACCACCAGUAUAUCUGACAAAGCAGCAAGCAAGACUAUUCACUAUCAUACCCAUUCCAGGACUCACACGCAAAUAUAUACACAUCGAUCAUCAAUCUCUUGGAACAAUACUAAAACAUUUUGGUCUAGGACGUUUGGCUAGUCCAUCUUCUACACCGAUCCCACCAAACCAGCCUCAUCCGAAUUUUAAUAUGUUUGACUUGCGGAAGCUUAAAAGGUAAGAAAAAGGAGAAGAAUGAUCUAGUACUAAUCUGGUUUUGUUUCAUUGAACUAGACAUGGAAUUUUCGAAAACAGUUUUACGACAGAU
Messenger RNA from Halteromyces radiatus, 1922 nucleotides. RefSeq lists its product as uncharacterized. The coding region runs from base 33 to 1835 and encodes 600 amino acids. The transcript is spliced from 3 exons. Lineage: Eukaryota; Fungi; Mucoromycota; Mucoromycetes; Mucorales; Cunninghamellaceae. The record is from RefSeq and is a predicted model, not a curated record.